AAAGGAGUAUCAAUCGCCCAGCAUGGGCUUCAUGAAGAAGCUCAACCUCUUGCUACUAUUGAGCAGUUGUGCUUUGGCACAACAAAGAGAUGACAGUUCUGAAGAAACAAAAGACAGCCAAUACUGUUUAAAAAAUACCAGUCGCUUCAGAUAUCUUCGAAAGUACUUGUACCAGUAUGAAGUGGAGACCUCCAAUGGAGUGCCUGGGACUGCAAACUCACGCUCCGGUAUCAAGAUGUCUUGCAAAGUUGAACUGGAAGUCCCUCGGCACUGUGGGCUCAUGAUGCAGGUAAAUCAGUGCAAACUGCAGGAGGUACACAGCAUCAAUGCAGAUGGCAAGCCGAUCUUCAAAAAAUCUAAAGAGUCAGAAGACUUCCAGAAAGCCAUGUCCCAGUACGAGCUGAAAUUCAUCACUACAUCAGAACGAAUGGAUGUUACCUUGUACCCACAUCAAGAUGAAACCACCAACAUUCUCAACGUCAAGAGAGGUAUCAUUUCUGCCCUUUUGCUGCCAAUGGAAUCUAAUGAAGACACACAAACAGUUAACAUGGAUUCAGUGUACGGCAACUGCACAAGCCAGCUGACAGUGAAGAACAGAAAAGGAGACACAGCUACUGAUAUAACCAUGGGAAGAGAUCUCACUCAGUGCAGCAGAUUUACACCCAUCACAGACGUUAGCAGCCCUCUAGCACUGGUUAGAGGAUUGGAUAUGCCACUUUCAUCCCUGCUGGGCAGCAGCCAGUCUUGCAAAUAUUCCCUAGAUGUCAAGAGGAAGCAUGUAACAGAGGCCACCUGCAAUGAAAAACACAUUUUCCUGCCUUACUCUCACAAAAACGAAUAUGGAAUAAUGACACAUGUAAAACAGACACUUAAACUCAGCGAAUUGCAACGGAUCAACAGCCGAUACUUUACUGAAGAUGAAGCAAACGUAAAAGAACUGACGCUGGAAUAUGUUGAUAGCAGAGUAAAGAGCACAGAUUCUGCCCUGAAAACUCUACAGGAGCUGGUCAAGCAGUCGGAGACUGCUCAGAACCAACAACGAGCCAAUUUGUUUCAAAUAUUUGUAUCUGAAUUGAGGAGCAUGGAGAAAGAUGCACUAAGGACUAUCUUGCCAAAGCUUAUGGAAACAUCCAGCUCCAUUACUUUGCAAGCUCUCCCUCAGUGCGGGACACCAGAAUGUUUUUCAGCAAUCUUGAAACUAUUUCAAAGUGAAUCAGCCUCUCCCCUGCUGACUGAUGCAGUUACCUACGCCAUGGGACUCAUGCCUUCACCCUGUAAGACUAGAGUUCAGGAGACUCUCAACAUUGCAAAGUAUCGGCAAUCACGGGCUACAUUUUAUGCACUGAGUCACACCGUAAGGAAGUUUUAUAAUAAGCAACAGACUGUAGGACCUGAACUGAAGGCUGUAGCGGAUUACAUGAUGUCUUUAAUUGGAAGUGACUGCUCUGGUGAGAAAGACAAGAUCUACUUGACUCUAAAGGCACUCGGAAAUAUGGGAAAGGCAAUGGAGAACGCAAAUCCUGAAAUUACACCUACUCUCCUAAAAUGUGUGGUGAACUCUAACACUUCCCCCUCUAUUCAGCAAGCUGCAAUUCAAGCUUUCAGACAAAUGACUCUGAAUGAGGAGGCGCGCAGUAUGCUUCUUCAAGUGUAUCUGGAUGUAACUUCGCCUCUCCUGAAGAGACUGGGAGCUUACUUCAUGGUCAUGAAGAAUCCAUCAACAAGUGACCUUGGAAAAAUCACAAGGAAUCUGCCAACUGAGGAAAAUGAGGAACUGCAAAGUUUUGUGUCCUCGCAUCUGAUUCAUAUUCUUCAGUCAGAGGAGCCCACAGUUCAGGAACUAAAAAACAAAGUAGCCAUAGUGCUGAAAGAUCCACUAGUAAACCUUUCAGGAUUAUCCAGACAUUAUGAGGCAUCCAAGAAGACAAAUAUACCAGGUUUAAAAGGGCCAGUGGCUGCUACGGUGCAAAGCAAUCUCAUUUUUGAAUCAUACACCAGGAUACCAAGAGCAGUCAUGCUGGAAACCACUCUGAAUGCUUUUGGUCGCUCCAUUGACCUUUUUGAGCUUGGGCUUGACGGCAAAGGCUUUGAACCAUCUCUGGAGGCUAUUUUUGGUCUAGAAGGAUUUUUCCCCAACAGCGCAAUGAAGGCUUUGUAUUGGGUGGAUGGGAAAGUUCCAGAGAAGGUAUCACAAGUGCUGUUCAAUUGGUUUGGAGUCAGCAGAAACAGCGAAGCACCAAAAGAUGGUCUGAUGAAGGAACUCAUGCUCAAUUUUCAAAAAAUGUUGAAGGAGAUUCAGACACAGGCAGGAACACCAGAAGCAAAUGCUUUCUUGAGAAUACUCGGAAAUGAACUUGGAUAUGUUAAAUUCAACGAUAUCAAGCUGCUGGGAGAAAUGCUAUCAAGAAGUUCCAAGUACUUGCAGCAACUUCCAGUACAGAUCAGCCAGGCUCUUUUAAAGGGGACAAGUGGUGACCUAUUUGCCCACUAUAUUUUCAUGGACAAUCAAUUUAACCUUCCAACUGGAGCUGGUCUUCCCCUCAAGUUCUCUUUGUCAGGUGUAAUCGCUCCUGGUGCCAAAGCAGGAAUAAAGGUUGAAAGAAAGCAGGGAGACAUGUUUAUCAAGCCAUCAGUUGGAGUGGAAUUUGUGAGCCAACUGGGAGUCAAUGUACCUGAUUUUACCAGAAAUGCAAUUCAGAUGAAUUACAACUUAUAUCACGAGUCUGGUUUUGAAGCCAAGAUCAGCAUGAAUAACGGUCAAGUUAAACUCACCAUCCCAGCACCAAAGGAACCCACCAAGCUCUUCAGUAUGAGCAAUCGACUGUCGCUGUUAUACAGUACAAAAAUUGAAGACAUCCCGUCCAUCAUGGAAAACAGACAAGAAUGGAAAUCCUGCAAACCACUGAUCUCAGGCCUUAACCUAUGCAGCAGUGCCACAUACUCCAAUGCAAGUUCAAUUGACAAUGCCCCCAAUUAUCCACUGACUGGUGAAACAAGGUUUGUGGUUGAGCUUGAACCUACUGGCACUGUAAAUGAGUAUUCUGCGACAUUAACAUAUCAAUCUCAAAAGAACAAAGGAGACCUAGAACAUUCUCUGAAAUUUGCUGUCCAGGCAGAAGGUGCUGAAGAUACACAAGCUAAGGUGGAAAUUAAAUACAACACAAAUAAGCAUGUUGUUACAGGAGACAUUCAGAUUCCCAAAUUUGAUAUGGAAUUUGGUGUGAAAAUGGGAAUUCAAGAUACAUCUGCAUCUGAAAAGAUCUCAUAUGCUCUCAGCUUUAACAUCACAAACAAAAAUGUGCCUGAAGUAACUCUCAUAGGACGUGUAAGCUCUAGUGACAGGAAAGACAUCCUUCUGCAAGGCCUCUUCUCCGUUCCUCAACUGGCAAUGCAGGCAAACACCGAUACUCACAUUCAGCUUGGAGACAAUUCAUUCAUUGCUGAGUUUGAUGCAGCUGCCCUUAUCCCUCAUUCCAAGGCUUCACACAAAGUUAAUUUCAGAUUUGAUUCCAAAAAGGCUCAAAUCUCCUGUACCUCAGAGGUAGUAUCUGAUAUCAAAACAAUUCGGGAACAAAUGUCAACUAUCCAAAUGCCUGAUCUGUCUGAAUAUCCAGGGACCCUACAAAAGUACACUGAUCAGCUCUUAGAUCGCAAAGUGGCCCAAACUGACAUGACAUUAAAACACAUCAUUUCCAAAGCAGCAGUGGCAAUGAACACUUGGCUGAAAAGGGCCUCUGAAGAUGUUCCAUAUGCUGCCACCCUUCAAAACAAGCUGAAGAGUCUGCAAGACCUGAACUUUGAGAAAAUGGGAUUAUCUUCCAUUAACCUUCCUGAAAAAUUAUUCCUGAAACAUCAUGGCUCCUCGAAAUGUACGUUCAGCAAGGAGAAAAUGUCCAUCACCAUUCCAAUUCCUUUUGGAGGAAAAGUAACUAAAGAAAUGCAAGUGCUUCCAAGAUCAUUCCGAACACCAGCAGUGUUAGCUUUAGGAUUCAACAUCCCAUCCAAGGAGUACAACUUACCAAUAAAUUCCAUUCCAUCGAUUACUAUUCCUGAAGAGCACACACUCCGCUUUCCUUCAGUUAGCAAACUGGAAUUCUCCUCAAAGCUGAAGAGCAAUUACUACAAUUGGGACGGAACCUUCUCAGGUGAAAACAUGUCAAAGAAGGAUGUAACCCAGAUUACUGCUAAUAUGAGUGUCAAGGCAGACUCUGCACUGGAUCUUCUUUCUUAUCAGCUGAAAGGUAAUGUACUUGCAAGCCAAUAUACAAAGCAGAUUACGACUGUGACCCUUGAUGGAUCACUCCAACAUACACUACUUGAAUCUUCAAUACAUCUCAGUGAAAAGUUGGAUACAUCAGCUGAAAAGAAAUCUCAGUCAAGCUUUACAUGGGAAGCAUCGAGCAGCGUAGGAGCCAAAGCCUCCUUGUCAUCACAACUUCAACUGGAGACCAAAAAUUCAAAACUUGAAGCACAAGGAAAUGUCCGAGGGAUAUUAGCUGUCUCUUCAUAUCAAUCUGCCUGGAAUUAUACCACCACUUCCACAAUUGAUACCCAAAACUACGAAGCUGUAGGAAAUUCAGUUUUAGAUUUUAACUCACCCCUACUUCAGGUUAGCAACACAAUUGAUGGUGAAUAUACUAAAGGGGUUUUCUCAAUCAAUUCAAAUACUGGUUGUUCCUAUUUAAAUUUUAAAAACGUCCUAGGUGUGAAGGUGACCUCUGAAGAAGCUGAACUGAAAUGUGAUACUUCAGGCCAGGUUGACAAUGGUAACCUGAUCAGUAACAUAAAAUGGAUGGUCAACAAGAAUGGCUUUAAGACAGAAAACAAACUGAAAGGUGAACUGUUUGAUGCUAACUUGGAAAAUGUAGCUCUGCUAGAAUACGGUAAUAGUCUUCUGAGUCUCUCAUUGGACACAACUGGAAGGUACAAGGCCAUGGAGACAAAGAAUAAAUUGGAUUUCACUGCAUCAAUGCAGCAAAUGGACGUUCGACAUGAGUGUCUCGCAAGCUAUUCUGACAAACAGUUGCACAACAUCCUGACUGGCACGUUUAACCUUCAUGGUCUUGAGGUAAAUGCUGACACUAGAUUGAGUGGUGGAGCAAGCCAAGCUGCCAAUAAGGCAACUCUGAAAAUUGACACCAAUGGUCUGACAACUGGUGUGAUCUCCAAUGUACAGAUAAGUCCUUUGAAGCUGCAACAUACAUUCAACGCUGCUGUGGACGGAACAAAAGCAAGCAUGAAGUUAGACGCAACAGGCCAAAUCAGUGAAAAUUCAAUACGUUUGAUAGCAGAGGGAACAGCAGACAACAGAGGAAUAGUUGCCAGUACUACAUAUCAAGGUGAUAUUUUGGACACAAACUCAAACAAUAUUGUCAACUUUAAACUGAAUAAGGAAGAAGGCCUGGUGUUUAAUACAAAAACCCAGGCAUCAUACGGAGAGAAUAAAUUGGAACAUAAGAAUGAAUUGUCCGUUGCUGGUUGGUCACUCAAAGGCAAAAUCCAAACUGAUAGUUCUCUAAGUUGUGGAAGCAAAUACAAGCACAUGUGUGAGGUGGAGAUGAAACCUUUCACAGUUUCAUUUGAUGUAAUAAACAAUUUCAAGUACCGAGAAUUAGAUGUUACCCACAAUGGACAACUAGUGCUGGAACCAUUCAAGAUCAACUUUAAGGGAGACCUGAAAGGAUUACACAAAAGGAAUCAAGUGACACAUACGUAUUCCAUUCAGUACGCCGAUUGGGUAGCUGCGUUGAGCACAAACACAGUUGGAAAUAUAGAAAGUGCAACCAUGAGACACAAGGUGGAUCUCAAAAUUGCUGGACUUUCCGCCAAAUUCUCCAGCGACUCCAACUGUGAUUCAAAAUCACUUCAAUUUACAAAUCGCAUACGCUCUGCAGUUGUUCCUUUUCUCUUCACCUUUGAAGCUAACACCAAUGGCAGGGGAUUUAUUAACGUUCUGGGAUCCCAUAGUGGAGACCUCAUCAAUAAGUUCCAAAUGAAGGCAGCACCACUAUCCCUCAUAUUGGUUCAUGACUUUAUAGGAACGUCUCAACUUCAUCUGGAAAGUGAAAACCCGGCCACAACACUUCUGGAAAACAAGUUAAAUGUCAUGCUGAAUCCAUCUGAGCAGACAAGCACAUGGGGGCUAAAAAGUCAGUUAAACAGGAAUACUUAUGUACAAAAUAUCAAUGCCUAUAAUAAUCCAGAAACAAUUGGUAUGGACAUUACAGGUCAAGCAAUGGUUGAUCUAGGAAUGCUCAAAUAUCCAGUUGCUAUCCCAUUCUCCUCAAAUAAAUUGUAUUUACUUUCUGCGUUGGGUCUGACAAGUGCCGAUAUAGCUGAACCUAAAGAACUGCAAAUUUCAGGGAGCCUUCAAUACGAUAAAAGCAAAGAUGCCCAUGUUAUUAACAUACCCUUCUUGGAAAAUCUGCCCAUUUAUUUUGAGGAAUUUAAGGGUGUCAUUGUAAGUACGCUGGAGUCCAUUCAAAAUUACCUGAAGAAUUUGGACAUUAAUCAGUUUGUUGAGAACUACAAGAAAACCCUAGAGAAAUUUCCAGGCCAAGUGAAUAAUUUCAUUAGAAAAUUGAAUUUAGAACAGAAGAUUAAUGAUGCAAGAGAGAAGAUGUUAAGUUUUGCAGAGGAAUAUAGAAUAACAGAAGAGGAUCUUGAAGUUGCGUUGAAGCAAGCUCAAGUGUUUUACCAAGAUGCAAUUACCCAGCUGCAAACAUACCUGACAGAUCUGAAGGACUUUCUGCAAAAGUAUUACAACAACUACGAAGUACAGAAAGCUAUUGAAAAUCUCAUUAACCAACUCAUGGAAACACUAAGGGCUAUUGAUCAGCGAUAUGAAAUAACCCAAACAUCUAUUCGAACCCUCACUACCCUACAGGAUGCUCUCCAGAGGUUUCAACUCAGCAAAUUACAAGGUGAUGCUGUGGCUUGGCUCCAACACAUAGAUGAAAAACACCAGAUUCAAGUUCAGCUUCAAAACACAUUACAGCAGCUAAAGAUGCAGAUCCAGAGCAUUGAUUUGGAGGAAACAGCAAAUAGAUUGAAACAACAAAUUGCAUCAAUCAAUGCUGAUGAGGUUGUUGACAAACUGAAGGAACUUUUGAAUGCUGAGAAGUUAAAUGAACUAAUUGACAAACUCAAAAGGGUGCUUUUGAUGCUGAUGGAGGAUUAUGAAAUUAUGGACAAAAUUAACAGCAUUAAUACCAAGCUGCAAGAGCUGAUUGUUAAGUAUGAUGUUGGAAAACUGUCUCAGAAUCUUUGGGAUAACACUGUGCAAAUCAUUAAGAAAUACAAGGUUAAAGACAUAUUACAAAAAGCAGCAAAUAUUCUGAAAAGCAUAGACAUAAAAUCAUACACUGACAGCCUCAUUCAAAACAUCGAUGAAAGCAUGAAACAAAUAAAAUCAUACAACUAUGAGGAACUGAUUGGGAAAAUCAAUGAUUUGCUCAGCACACUUAUCACAAAAUUAAAGGAAUUUGACUACAAUGUAUUUGUUGAUGAGGCAAACAAAAGGAUCCGUGACAUGACCAGGACAGUCAACGAUAAGAUUCAGGAUUUAGAACUACCACAGAAGGUUGAAGCUGUGAAAGACUAUGUACAGGCAUUGCAAUCAACAGUAAGUGAAUACCUGGAAACGCUCAAUCAAAAAAAGCUCAGUGAACUGAUCAAGCAUUUGUCAGAUAUUUUUAGAAGCAUUGGCACAUCACUGCUUGAAGACAUGAUUACUGGAUUUCAGUACGUCCUCGAGGAUCUUGAAGAGAGGUUCAGUAGAAUGAAUAUUCAACAGGAACUGCAAUGGUACUGGCAGCAAGCUGUGCAAUCCUACCAGAGAAUCAAUGGGCACCUCUGUGACUUGUACGAUAACAUCGCAGAACAACUUAGCAUUUGGGCUGAAAGAUAUCAGUUACAAGAUUUGCUGACUCAAUUAUGUAGCUACUUGGAAGAAGGCUUUGUUGUUCCAGAAUUGAAGACCAGCCUAUUCACUGUGCCUCAAUUUGAAGUGAGUCUUCAAGCUAUCAGAAGAGGAGAAUUUAACACGCCAGCAUUCACAGUUCCUUUAACAGACCUGCAAAUACCAUCUUUCCAUGUAAACUUGAAAAAGCUCAAUAGCAUCACCAUUCCUACUCGAUUUACCAUUCCACAGUUCACGAUCUUGAAACUAGUGACUGUCCCUGACAUUACAAUCGAUUUAGAAAAAAUUAAAGAGUAUAUUGUCUCAACAAUUAACAACUUGCGUCAUUUUGAUAUUUCAGUACAAGAAAUCAAUUUACUUCGAGAUAUUCCUUUUCCAGUUAUUUCUUUACCAGAAAUAAAGAUCAGCGAACUGGAUUUCAGUGCACUAAAUAUACCUGAUAUCAGAAUCCCCAAACUGAAUUUGGACAGCUUCAAUCUGAAUGACAUGCAAAUUCCAGACUUCCAACUUCCUCGUAUACCUCACACAGUUGUGCUGCCCGCUUUCGGAAAACUUACUGGAACCUUCAAUAUCUCAUCUCCUGUCUACACCCUGAUGGCCAAAGCUGGCAUUCACAACAGUACAACCAGUCAAAACAGUCCAGUAGCUCUCGCUUUUCUUACUGCAAAAGCCAAAUCUACAGCAGAGAUCUUGUCCUUCAACUUCGAUGCUACAGCCCGCCUGUCAGCGCCUGAGCUUCAGCUUCUAAAAUUGAGUGAAAGUAUAAAGCUUGAACACACAACUGUCAGAAUUGACCACAUGGGAACUUUGACCUUCACUGCACCAUCUAUUGAUGGAAAAUCUGAGACAACUGUCAAGAUCGUCAGUGAAGCCUAUAAUGCAGAAGCCAAAAAUGUUUUAUCAAUGAGCAUACGACAAGGACUUUCCACAAACAUGGAGACAACCUAUAACCACAAUUUCAAUGUUCCUCAGGCACAGAUAUCAAGUCAGGUUACAAUGGUUAACAUUGUAAAAGGUUUGGCUCAACAAACAAGUGCAACGGUAUCUGUGACAAAUACAGGUAGGAAGAUGGUCUGUAAGGACUUCUCUGAUGAAGGCACACACAAAAGUGAACUGAAGCUAAACCUAAGAGAAACUGUCGCAGUAGCUACAUUCUCAGGUGACACCAGUACCAAGUAUAUAAAGAUGAAGCAAACUUUCACAUCUGAGGUUAGUUCGUUGUUUCAUGCCAAAUUUGCAUUGAAUGCAGACACAGAUAUUACAGAUGUUGGACAUAGCUUUGUGAAUGUAAGUGGAAAAGGAGAACUUGGAGAUCUGAAAAUGGAAGUAACAGCAUUUCACGAUGCUAAUCUUUCUGGCCGAGCGGCAGGUACACUUAGUAAUUCACUUAGCUUCACAGCACAACCGUUUGCAAUUCACACUUCAACAAAGAACAGGGCAAUUCUGAAGGUUUCCUUCCCUUUGACCCUCAUCAGCAAAAUAGAUGUAUUGAAUAACUACGAACUGACUCUUACUUCAAACAAACAACUGUGCACCUGGCAAGUAAGUACUAAGUUCAACCAGUACAGAUAUCAUCACGAACUUUCUGUAGGCAAUGAUGAAGAAAGCAUAACUGCGCAACUUGGACUGAACGGCGAUGCAAAUCUUGAUUUCCUGAUCACACCGAUUUCAAUUCCUGCUGUUACUCUUCCUUAUUUAUCAGUCAAAACUCCUGCAGUUACUCACUAUUCUUUGUGGGAACAAGCAGGACUGAAAUCCCUCUUGAAAACAACUCGCCAGACAUUUGACCUUAGUAUGAAAGCUCAGUACAAGAAGAACAAGGAUAUGCACACCUUCAAAGUAGAACUGGGACCGUUUUACAGGAUAAUUAAUAACUGCAUUAAAAAAUCUACGCAAAGUUUUGAACAGAGCAGGGACAAAGCUUUGAAUGUACUGGAAGCAUCGUACAAUAAUGCCAAGGCUAAUUAUGAUGCAUUGCGAGUAGAUUCUAGUAUAAGAAAACUGCCAAAAAAUCUUCAUAUUCCAGGAUAUACUAUCCCACUAUUGAAUAUUGAAGUCUCCUCAUGUACAGUCGAGCUUCCAGCUUUAGGUUUUGUUACACCUAGAGAGAUAACGACACCUACCUUUACAUUGCCCAUUAUUUCCUUCGCUGUGCCAUCAUACAAACUUGUGGUACCAUCUCCUGAUUUGCCACUAUUACAGAUACCUUCCAGUCUGUACAGGCUGUCACUUCCAAAAAUCAAAAUGCCACGUAUUCAAGAUUCCAUCAAAAUCCCUGCUAUGGGCAACUUGACUUAUGAUUUCUCAUUCAAAUCAAGUGUAAUAACACUCAGUGUUUCUGCUGGACUCUUCAACCAAUCAGACAUAGUAGCCCGUUAUGGUGCCUCUUCUUCAUCUGUCUUUACUUCAGAUUUCAAAGCAGAGGGAACAACAAGUCUAACAAAAAAGCGAGGGUUCAAAUUAGCUACAACAAUAUCUGUUAAUCAUGACGCCAUUCAAGGAAAGCAUGACAGCACUGUGAGUUUCACCAAGAGGAACAUGGAAGCUUCAGUUUCCACUGAAGCACAUGUCAAACUUCCUCACAUGACUCUUAAUUUGAAGCAUGAUCUGAGUGGAAACACUAAAUCUAAGCCUAAUGUAGUGUCAAGAGUGUCGCUGGAUUAUGGCCUUUCAUUCUUUUCACCAGACAUCAGUACUCAAGGAGCAGUUACACAUUCUCUCACCAUGGAAGGUCUUACAUCUUACUUCAAUUUGGAAACUACAACAGAUGCUCAGAUUAAGGGAAGUCUUUCUUCCAAAAAGAAAUAUACUGGUGUUGUGCACAAUGAAGCAAAUGCCUACCUCAAUUCAAAUGGUGCUCGUGCCAAUGUGAAACUUCAGCUAAGUUCAUUAGCGGAUAGUGCUUCUGUCAACAUUUGGAACAUUACAAUGAAUGAAAAUCUGGCUGUGGAUGCUUCGACCAAACGGAUUUAUGCCCUGUGGGAGCAUACUGGCAAUAAUGCACUGAAACUACCAGCACGAAUGUGGACACAUGGCAGUCAAAAAUCAAGAGCAACAUUUGAGAUGGCACCUUGGAGUUUGACUGCAAAUUUGCAAGCUCAGAUGGAACAACCAAGUAGUAUAACAAGAAAAACAGAUGUGCAACUUGAUUCAACAGUUAGCAUCAGCCCAGAGAGCCAGAUAUUAAAAUUGAAUAGUCACGGACACUGUGGUUCAUCAAUAUUAAGUCAUGAGGUCCAAUUAUCAAACAACAAAGAAGAUGUACGUCUUGACAUGGCUGGUUCCUUGCAAGGAAGUGCACAUUUCCUGAAAUUAAUCACACUGCCAGUAUAUCAAAAAUCAUUGUGGAAUAUAUUGAAGAUGGAUCAGACUAUCAGCACAUCCCAGAAGCAGUACUUAAAUGUAUCUACAUCAAUAGUAUGCACAAAAGGUGAAAACAUCUUUGUUAUUCCUCUACCAGUGCACAUGUUGUCAGAUGGUGUCAAGAUCAAUCUCCCUGAAGUUACCCUUUACGUCCCAGAAUGGGUAAAAUCAGUACCAGGUGUAAUUCAUGCCACCCUUCCAGAUGUCCCUAGGAUUCCUGAGAUUCCUGAUGAAAUCAAUGUUCCAACAUUUAAAAUCCCAGGGAUGAACAUUGUCGUACCAUCAUAUACAUUCAAGUUAUCAGAGGUUAAGCUGCCAACAGUAAUUAUCACCCCCACAUUCAAAGUUCCAUUUACUACACUUCAGAUACCAUCAUAUACCAUUGACCUUACAGUGAUUACUAUUCCAUCCAAGAUCAACACUCUUCCAUUUGAUGUGACUUUGCCAGCUUUACCUACAAUAAGAUUUCCAAAAGUAAGCAUUGCUUCCAAGUAUCUUGAAGUUGCUGAGUACAAGAUCCCGUAUUUUGAAGUGACUGUACCUGAAUUCCGAAUCACCAUUUUGCCGUUUUCUCUACCAAAAUCCUUCAGCAUCGAUGAUUAUUAUGUGGAGUUGGACAAAAUUACAAAUUACAUAGCAAACUUUGAUCUGCCAACAAUAACAAUCCCAGAAAUGACAGUGGAGAUUCCACCACUUAUGAUCAGUCUGCCUACAGCACUUUAUUUGCCAACAUUUAAGUCUUUGACUGGAAAUGUUAAAGUUUUAUCCCCAAUAUACAACACGACAUGGAUUGCAAGUGUAAAAUCUACAUCAGAGGAAAAUGCAGAUAUCAUCUUUGUUUCUGCAUUGGAUGCAACUUGCAGUUCUACAAUCCAGUUCCUGGAGUAUGAUUUGGAUGGAAGUGCAACAAUCACUGCCAAAGAUGGUUACACUUUUAAAGGAAAGUACACAUUGUCCCAUCGUGAUUUCAGUGUUGACUGGCAACAGAGUCACAAUUUUCUGGGUCCAAGAAUGGCACAUCAGCUGAACAUAGAUGUCAUCAGUCCAAUUUUCACAGAUCUUAGUGUUCGCUGCAAUGGGAAUACUGGUAGAAUUUCUUCAUCAGUUUCCUCUUCAUCUGCUGGAUUCCUAGGAAUGAUAAUUGAAAAGCAGGGAUCAAAAGUUCUGUAUGGAAAGCUGUACGCCCACAAAGUAUCAUCUCCUGAAACAGAUAUAAUUCUUCUGGAUGGCAAGGUUUUCCUGGAAAAUCCUGAAAACAUUGAACUGCAAGUCAACUGGAAAAAGGAUGUUGCUGUAGAUAUGCUACAUGGUCUAAAGGAGAGAGUACCUAAGAUGACGAGAGCUCUAUAUAACUGUGUGAACAAGUAUCACAAGGAACAAUUUGGAAUGGAGUUAAGUGUUGCCUCGUUGAAGUUGAAGGAAUCAAUCAAUGCAAAUAUCAAUGAAGCAUACAAAAUAGCAGCCAAUCAAAUGAAUGGAGUAGAAAACCAGCUCCAGACCACUGUUGAUGGUGUCACAUUGGAGUAUAACCAGAUGAAACAAACAGCAAGGAAAUUGUACAAAAGAGCAGCAGAAAGAGAAUUCAAUGAUGCUGAUUUAUUAUUGGCUAUACCAAGAAAAAAUUAUGAGCGGGUCAUGGACUUCCUUGAUGCAGUCAUUAGUUUUGUAAGGCUCUCCAACUUUCAACUGCCAGGACUUGAUCGCCAGUACACAGGUCAACAGUUGUAUGACAUGGCUUUGAAAAACACAGCACAAUUCAUAGAGGAAGUCAUUCAAAAAGUUGAUAACAUUGUGGAAGGAUAUCUUGAAGCUGUGGUCAAGUAUAUCGAACAGUUGGAGAUCAAAGUCCCUUCUACUGGCAAAAUCAUCAAAGGCUCAGAAAUCCUAUCAGAAUUGAAAGAAUUUCUAAGAAAAGUUCAAACAAACAUCCUUGAAGCUUCAAAUCAACUGAAAAAAGCCAAUUUUGAACAACAUGUAAAAUCAGUAAAAGAACAUAUGCACACCAGCUAUAGAAAAAUUGAGUCAAAGCUCAGACAGCUGCAUGACAUAGACCUUGAAACCAUGAAAGAUCAAGUUCAACAGAUGUACAUCAAUGUAAUCACCUCACCAUAUGCAAAAAUGUUGCAUUCAGAUAAUUUGAAAGAAUACAUUUCCAAACUUCUUCAACUAAGCCAAACCAUGUCACAAGUUCUUCUCGAAAAGAUUCAGGCAGCAGGCCUCUAUGUAAAGGCAAUACGUGAAGAGUAUUUUGAUACUUUCUGGUUUGGAUGGACUGUCAAAUAUAAUGAAAUUGAAGAAAAUGUAAUCGAGAUGUUAAAACAACUGCUGAACUAUAUAAAAGAAGAGGGUCCAAAAAUAGUGGACAAGAUUGUGACAUAUGCCAAUCAUCUGAAGAAGGAAACAAGAGGAUUCAUUGAAAAUUCUGGUGAAAAUGUUUACAAAUACCUUAAAGACAUACAAGCUAAUGUAGAAAGAAAAGGGGGUGAAAAAUUCAAUGAAUUUUCUCGAAUGCUCAAAUUAAAGUUGAAAGAGGUAUUUGCAGAAGCCGGGAGGAAGAUGGCUGAAUAUCAAAUGAUAAUGAAAGACAAACUGCAAGAGGUUUAUGAGCAGCUUACAGAAUCAUAUGAAAAGUUAAAUGCCCAAACACAAAUUGCAAUUGAUCUUUGCGUUGAAAACUGCAACAAAUUUAUCCAAUCCAUAUUUAAAUUUUUUGAGUCAAUUUCUAACACAGCUCAGCCAUAUAUGGAAGUUCGCCCUGGACAUCUUACACUAAAUUUCCCUCACCCUUUUAAAUGGGAAUCAUUUGAUGAAAUGCCACAAUUGAGAGAAGAUGCAAUUAGUCAAUUAAAUGGAACCAUUUCCAAGGGAUGGCAGGCACUAAAAGGAAAUGAUGAUCUGACACAGGCACUCCAAAAGAGCUAUGAAAAAGCCAAACGUCUCCUCGAUGAAAAAAUUAAGAACAAACAAUAAGCAAAGAAUAAAAUUUCAGUUGAAUAUUUAACAUUGUUUUGAAUCAAGCUUUAAAGACUAUUAAGUAGAUGUGAAAUUUUGUGAAUGAAAACAAAGAAUCUUCUUAAUAAACCUGUGAGUUCUUGUGCAUUUGUUUAAUUGUGUCAAUAUAAAAUACAUGGAGGAUUGCAUAUAUGUAAAUUAUACUUAAAUGAAAAAAAUGAAAACAUUGUAAAUGUUUGACAGCUAAAGGGGGAAAAAAUCAUAGGAACAGGCAUGUAAAAUAUUUGUCACUCUCAGAUUACACUGAUGCAAAAUCACUUUUUAAAGUAAUUUUAUAUGUAGUUUCCCUUUAAAAGAACAACAGCUCUGUAAUCAUUUGGUUUGCAUUUUCCUGAUAUGUGUGUUUUCACGUUAUUUAAAGAUCUGUGGGUAAUUCACAAAGUUUGUUAAAUUUAGAUGAUCGGAAAAAACAUGGACUAACUAACCAAAGUCAGUAAGCGAUAGUAAACUAACAAAAUACCCCAUUGUGCUUUACAGCAUUUAAAAGUUCUCAAUAAAAACGAGCAAUACAUUGAGA
Molecule: messenger RNA, 14813 nt
Organism: Callorhinchus milii (elephant shark)
Lineage: Eukaryota; Metazoa; Chordata; Chondrichthyes; Chimaeriformes; Callorhinchidae
Gene: apoba
Product: apolipoprotein Ba
Biological process (GO): lipoprotein transport; cholesterol homeostasis; triglyceride mobilization
Cellular component (GO): very-low-density lipoprotein particle; low-density lipoprotein particle; mature chylomicron
Molecular function (GO): low-density lipoprotein particle receptor binding; cholesterol transfer activity
Source: RefSeq, a predicted model, not a curated record